Molecule: messenger RNA, 796 nt
Organism: Eurypyga helias (sunbittern)
Lineage: Eukaryota; Metazoa; Chordata; Aves; Eurypygiformes; Eurypygidae
Product: cytochrome b-c1 complex subunit Rieske, mitochondrial
Exons: 1
Biological process (GO): mitochondrial electron transport, ubiquinol to cytochrome c
Cellular component (GO): membrane
Molecular function (GO): quinol-cytochrome-c reductase activity; 2 iron, 2 sulfur cluster binding
Source: RefSeq, a predicted model, not a curated record
CGCCUGCCAGCGUUCGUUUCGUCCAUAACGACGUCGCGGUGCCGGACUUCUCUGCCUAUCGUCGUCGGGAUGUGCUAGAUGCCACCACGUCUUCUCAGAGAAGCAGUGAAGCUCGAAAAGGCUUUUCCUACCUGUUGACCGCAACGACCUGUGUAGCAACCGCGUACGCAGCUAAGAGUGUGGUCACCCAGUUCGUGUCCAGCCUGAGCGCCUCUGCUGACGUGCUAGCACUGUCAAAGAUCGAGAUCAAGCUGUCUGACAUUCCAGAAGGCAAGAACAUGGCUUUCAAGUGGAGAGGGAAGCCGCUCUUUGUGCGUCACAGAACCCAGGCAGAGAUUAAUCAGGAAGCUGAAGUUGAUCUGUCUAAACUGAGGGAUCCACAGCAUGACUUAGACAGAGUAAAGAAACCAGAGUGGGUGAUAUUAGUAGGUGUCUGCACUCAUCUGGGUUGUGUACCCAUUGCUAACUCUGGAGAUUUCGGCGGUUAUUACUGCCCUUGCCACGGGUCCCAUUACGAUGCCUCUGGCAGAAUCAGGAAAGGUCCCGCUCCCUAUAACCUCGAGGUUCCGACUUACCAGUUUCUUAGCGAUGAUGUAGUGGUUGUUGGCUGAAUAACGAGGUGCUUGCUCACGGUCGUGUUCCUCUGAAUGUACACUCAAAGGGUUAAUUGAGAUUGUGGAAUGCUGUAAAACCAGAUGAUCCUGAUAACUAUUAGCUGUCUAGAUCCUCAACCAGAAGUAUGUUCGAAUACUUCCCCUGUGUUCAAUUUUAAUAAAAACUUGGAGUGAGCACUUGU